Molecule: messenger RNA, 1683 nt
Organism: Cucurbita pepo subsp. pepo (vegetable marrow)
Lineage: Eukaryota; Viridiplantae; Streptophyta; Magnoliopsida; Cucurbitales; Cucurbitaceae
Source: RefSeq, a predicted model, not a curated record
AUGCUUAGGGUAUCGACGUUGGAUAGAAAAGCUUACGAAAAUUUUGUUGAUCGGAGAUCGGCAAAUUACAGACCUCCUAUUUGGAAGCAUGAGUUUGUUGACUCGUUAACGAGUGAAUUCAGGGAAGAGAAGAGUUUAAAUAGAAGAGAUAUUCUGAAAAGAACCGUGAAAAUGAUGCUCAAUAGAGAAUUAUUAUUGGAUGGAGAUAGUUUAAGACAAUUGGAGCUAGUCGACCAACUACAAAGGUUGGGAUUGUCAUAUCACUUUCAAACAGAAAUAAAUCAAAUAUUAGAGAAUAUGAAUGAAAAGUUCCAGAACCGAAAGGAUUUAGAAUGGAACAACGACUUAUAUGCCACGUCUCUUCAUUUUAGGAUUUUAAGGCAACAUGGCUAUUACAUCCCUCAAGAGGUCUUCAAGAAGUUUAAGGAUGAGUUUGAAAGUUUUAACAGUAUUUGUGAAGAGAAAGCUAAGAGAAUGUUAUCCUUAUACGAAGCUUCCUUCUUAGCAAUGGAAGGUGAAAGCUUUUUGGAUGAUGUGAGACGUUUUGCCAUCGAGCAUCUAUCAAACUACCUUAAAUCAAGUGGUAAUGAAAUAAUUUGUACAAUGAUAAGGCAUGCUCUAGAGCUCCCACUUCAUUGGAGAAUGCCAAGAUUGGAGGCUAGAUGGUUCAUUGAUGUGUAUCAAAGAAAACCCGAAACAAACCUCGUGUUGUUGGACUUGGCCACGUUAGACUUCAAUAUUGUCCAAUCCACACAUCAAGAUGACCUGAAAUAUGCCUCUAGGUGGUGGAAGAGCACUGAGCUCGGACAAAAACUUGACUUUGCAAGGGAUAGAUUGAUGGCAAAUUUCUUUUGGUCCGUGGGAAUGGGAUGCGAACCCGAUCUUGGAUAUCUUAGAAGAAUGUGUACAAAAAUUGGUUCAUUUAUAACAAUAAUUGACGAUAUUUAUGAUGUGCAUGGAACUUUGGACGAACUCAAACUCUUUACCAAUGCUGUCGAGAGAUGGGAUAUUGGUGCGAUCGAUUCAUUGCCUAACUACAUGAAAAUAUGUUUUAUUGCUCUUCACAAUACAAUCAACGAUAUGACGUUCGAUGCAGUUAAGAAUCAUGGAAUAAAUGUCAUUCAAUAUUUAAGAAAAAUGUGGAUAGAUUUAUGCAAAGCUUUCUUGAUAGAGGCAAACUGGUACUACACCAAUUAUAAACCAACAUUCCAAGAGUAUUUAGACAAUGCAUGGAUCUCAGUCUCGGGAUCUCUUAUUCUCGUUCAUGCUUACAUCUUUGCCACAAACUCAAUAAUGAAAGAGACUUUGGAAUGCUUGGUAGACUAUCCUGAUAUACUUCGACAUUCAUCCAUGAUCUUUCGCCUUACCAAUGACUUAACUUCCUCAACGGAUGAAGCAGAAAGAAGUGGAGUCAUUACAUCCAUCCAAUGUUACAUGAAUGACACAGGUGCCUCCGAACAUGAAGCGCGGAGAUAUAUAAAGGAGCUGAUUAUUGGGUCAUGGAAGAAAAUGAAUGAAAUUCAAACUUUGAAUUCUUCACCAUUCAUCUCUAAAGAUUUCAUUGAAAUUGCUUUAAAUCUCGCUAGAAUAUCUCAAACAGUCUACCAACAUGGAGAUGGGCACACCGUUGAAGACCAUGAGACCAAGGAUCGUGUAUUAUCUUUAUUCAUCAAGCCUGCUUAG